Hippoglossus stenolepis (Pacific halibut) is the source of this 2379-nucleotide messenger RNA. It is a transcript of the gene pip4p2, whose product is annotated as phosphatidylinositol-4,5-bisphosphate 4-phosphatase 2. The transcript is spliced from 7 exons. Gene Ontology annotation, biological process: phosphatidylinositol dephosphorylation. The record is from RefSeq and is a predicted model, not a curated record. Gene Ontology annotation, molecular function: phosphatidylinositol-4,5-bisphosphate 4-phosphatase activity. The coding region runs from base 185 to 934 and encodes 249 amino acids. Lineage: Eukaryota; Metazoa; Chordata; Actinopteri; Pleuronectiformes; Pleuronectidae. Gene Ontology annotation, cellular component: phagocytic vesicle membrane; lysosomal membrane; late endosome membrane.
GGGCCAUGUCAGCGAGGGGCGGGGAGCGCCGCGGAGCUCCUCCCCUCUCCAGCGCGCCGUCACCGGGGCUGCCGGACCGGAGCAACUCGGCAACCACCAACCAUCCGCCGCUGGUUGCUCCUCCGCGCUGGGCGCAAAGACUCGGAGCUUCCACCUCCGCCCGUCCCUCCUCACGGCGAUCGACAUGGCCUCCGACGGCAUGGACGAGCGCUCCCCGCUGCUGUCGGGCCCCAACUCCGGGAACGUGACCCCCACUGCGCCCCCGUACCUGCAGGACGCGAGCCCCCGAGCCAUCGCCAGCCCCGACGCCGGCGGCGUGCCUGUCAUCAACUGCCGCGUGUGCGAGUCGCUCAUCAACCUGGACGGGAAGCUGCAUCAGCACGUGGUCAAGUGCACGGUCUGCAAUGAAGCUUCGCCCAUCAAGAACCCCCCCACAGGGAAGAAGUAUGUUAGGUGUCCCUGCAACUGCCUGCUCAUCUGUAAAGACACGUCCAGGAGGAUAGGAUGUCCUCGGCCAAACUGCAGACGCAUUAUUAACCUGAGCCCGGUGAUGGUCAUCCCAGAGGAGCAGCCCGCUCAGCCGGCGCUGCCCAUCCAGCCUCAGGGGAUGAGGGUGGUCUGCGGUCACUGUGGCAACACCUUCCUGUGGAUGGAGCUGCGGUUUAACACACUCGCCAAGUGUCCCCACUGCAAAAAAAUAUCCUCUGUUGGUAGUGCGCUCCCUAGGAGGCGCUGCUGUGCUUACAUAACCAUAGGAAUGAUCUGCAUUUUCAUUGGCGUGGGUUUAACAGUUGGUACUCGGGACUUUGCCAGUCAGUACAACGCCACCUACGUGUCCUGGGCAUUCGCCUACUUGCUGGGCCUCAUCUGUCUGAUACGAGCCUGCUACUGGGGCGCAAUCAAAGUGAGCUACCCGGAGAACAGCUUCGCCUAGGAUGGGCACGGCUCAGCACGGCCCUGCACGGCCCUGCACGGCCGGAAGAACAAACCCCAGUAUUUAGGUUCAGAUCUGAAAGCGGUCAUGUUCAGUGGAGUGGAACGUCUGCAGAGAGCGUUGAAGAAGUGUGUGUGUGUGUGUGUGUGUGUGUGUGUGUGUGUGUGUGUGUGUGUGUGUGUGUGUGUGUGUGUGUGUGUGUGUGUGUGUGUGUGUGUGUGUGUGUGUGUGUGUGUGUGUGUGUGUGUGUGUGUGUGUGUUGGGAGAUGUAUCCCGUUGCGUUUGAGUCUCUGAAUGUUGUUAACUCGCUGAACAAACCUCUCGUACGUCGAUCGACCUCCUCCUGCUCCACACAGACUCAAAUCCUGCCCUGGUUUUGCAGAAUCCUCCAAAAAUACAGAAUCAAGAAACAUUUUGUUGAUGAAAGCAAAAUUAUUUGGUUCCUGCGCUGAUUUAAAAAUCAUCGUUCAGCGAGCUGGCAGGAUUUGGUCCUUGUGGAGCGUUUUUAGUUCGUUGAUCAGCAGCCUGCUGAACUGACGGUACCCUCUUGAUUUCUUUUGUUUCUGACCAGACCAAAAUAACAGUUUGCCCAUUGCACUACGAUUAUAUGCAAUUGUAUGUGUUGUUUUGCUGCUAGUUAAAACUCCAGCUACAGUAAGCUGCAUACUCCUAGUGUCUCGUAAACCAUUUACCUUGCCUGUGUAUACUGACAUGGUAUUGCUGUAUGAUUUUAACUCUCGAAAUGAUUGACUUUUAAAAAGAAACUGCCCUUAAAUAUCCAUGCGUGCCAACUUUGCUGCCCAGUAUUAGUGGAGAAGAGCAUCAGAUCAACAGGAGCUUGUUUCUUUGUUUGUGCCACGCAGCUUUGAAACUCACUACAGCAAUAACCCUCCUACUUGAGUUGCUUUCGGCCUCCGCCGCUGCGUCCUUCACUGCGAUUAUCGUUGCCUUCUCACUGGUGGAAAAAUGUGAGACUCACGAUUGCAUGUUGAUUUUGUUUUUCAGUUACAGAGUGUGUGUUUUUUUUCUGUUUCAGCGCGGUAGCUGACGCGUGUGAUGUUCCCGUCUUUGCUCUUUCUGCGUUAGAAUGUAAACCCUCCUCUUCCUCCUCCUCUUCCUCCUCGCAGCUUAUAUGCGUCUCUCCGACCGCCAGUGAACUCUAGUGCUAUAGCUAGCAUCGCUGUACAUUGAACUCAGCACCCUGUCUCUUGACCUUUUACCAGUGGGCACAGCUCCAACUUCUAACCUUGUUUUGAAUGUGAUGAUGAUGAUGAUGAUGAUGAUGAUGAUGAUGAUGAUGAUGAUGAAGCAGAAAAUAAUAUAAAAAAUACUCUUUGUACAUAGUUCAAAUUCAGGACUUUAAAAAGUGUAGUGCCAGGCGGAAGGAUACGAUGGCUUGUGGGUCUUUUUAAAAAUGAUAAUUUAUCAAUAAAAUGAAAAAACUG